GCAACUAGUUAAUUAGCUAACUAAGCUUGAUGAGUUAUGAUGGGAAAUUUGUAAGUCGCUCUGGAUAAGAGCGUCUGCUAAAUGACUUAAAUGUAAUGUAAUGUCUUUAGAAUUGUUUUGUUGCAUAUAGUAUCCAGCAGAUGGCAACACGUGCAUGGUUCACUGAUGAGUUAUGUCAUUUCCUACUGUAAGCGUUGUAGUUCCGACAAGCUGUCAAUCAAACUUUGUGUCAGUCGAUUGUUGUCUGGUACUUUGUCUUGGAAAGCAACUUAAUCAGAACCACACAUUUACACUUUCGAUGGAAACUUUGCGGGCUUGGACAUCAAACCCGGAAGAGAACUAACGUUAAUAAGCGAGACGAGCUGCGUUUACACACAGUGCGACCAUGGAAGCAGAAGCACACAGUUGUCACCGACUGCCUGGGAAAACAUCAAGAAAGAGGAGGAGGGAUGAAAUCAAUGGAGAUAUGGCGGGAGAGCAGGCCGUCAAAGUCCGACGAUCCACAGUGGGUCUGACAGAUCCAGCCCCAUUUGCUGACCAGCUAGAACCAGUUACCGCUCCGUACGUGCGUGUCAGUAUGGAGGAGGCAUGCCAGGGCACCCCACAAGAGCGUCCAGUGCGGGUAUAUGCAGAUGGAAUCUUUGACAUGUUCCAUUCCGGCCACGCCCGAGCACUGAUGCAAGCCAAGGGGCUCUUCCCAAACACCCAUCUAAUUGUCGGAGUAUGCAGUGACGACCUGACGCACAACUUAAAGGGCUUCACCGUAAUGAACGAGGACGAACGCUACGACACCGUCAGUCAUUGUCGCUAUGUUGAUGAGAUCGUACGGAACGCACCAUGGACGCUCACGCCGGAGUUCCUGGCUGACCACAGGAUUGACUUUGUCGCCCAUGACGAUUACCCAUAUUCUUCUGCAGGAAGUGACGAUGUUUACAAGCACAUCAAGGCGGCAGGCAUGUUCGCACCCACACAGCGGACAGAAGGCAUCUCUACUUCUGACAUCAUCACCCGUAUUGUCCGCGACUACGACGUGUACGCACGCAGAAACCUGCAGAGAGGCUACACUGCCAAAGAGCUCAAUGUCAGUUUCAUCAAUGAGAAGAAGUACCACCUGCAGGAGCGUGUGGACAAAGUGAAGAAGAGGGUGAAGGAUGUGGAGGAGCGAUCCAAAGAGUUUGUACAGAAGGUAGAGACAAAGAGCAUCGACCUGAUCCAGAAGUGGGAAGAGAAGUCCCGAGAGUUCAUCGCCAACUUCCUUCAAAUGUUUGGCCCAGAGGGAGCACUGAAGCACAUGCUAAAGGAGGGGAAGGGGCGGAUGCUGCAAGCCAUAAGCCCCAGGCAGAGCCCCAACAGCAGCCCGACCAGAGAGCGCUCACCCUCUCCGCCGCCCUCCUUCCGUCUGCCCUUCUUCACCAAGACCUCCCCUCCCUCUUCGCCCCACCACCUCAGUGGAGCAGACCGCAUAAGCGAGGAUGACGAUUAGGAGCCUCCCUCCAUUCCUUUCUCUCCCUGUGGCUGAGAUGGUGCAGGUCAGGGUUAGGGUAAAUACCAUUUCAGUCAAUUGAUUAAAUUGAAAUGGAAUUGACCCCAGCCCAAGUGCUCACAAGGAAUUGAUAAUUCACAUGUUCUUGAAUUAGGAUGCCAUGUUGCGUUUUUUUCCUAUCCCGCUCACAUUACUGGUUAUCUUUACCAGGCCUCUAGUGUCAGUUAGGCCUUUGUCAUGUUUAAAGGAAACCACGACACAAUAGCACAGGAAGUUUAAUCAUAACUUUCUGUAAAACGGCUGUUCUUUGGGGUCACAGUGUUGUUAUACACAAAAUGUUGUUGUUUUUUCAUGUUUCAUUUAUGAUGUAUAAAAUGAAUUAAUGAGCAUGGGAAGGUGUCAGCUAAUACGGGCGUGGGUGAUGGGACACUCAUUCGCUCACAAAUGACUUGCAUGUUCUUCCGACACACACUGAAUUGUAUUUGCCAUGCUAAAUCCACGGUAGCGCCAGAGAAAAUUGAACAAGUGAUAACCGGUACUUUCUGUAAAUAAUAUCUUUCUACUUUCCCAUAGAUUUCAUUCUGAAUUUUCUUUAUGGGUGUCACAUGAAGUAAUCGCUUAAGUCGUCUGGAUUUUUAAACUUCUCUGGUGAAAGCAUAGUUCACAUGGAUAUAGCACGACAUGGGUAAGAAGCUGUUGAAUCUAGUAGGGGUUAACCAUCGUACCGGAGUGUACGGAGCCCCUUCCCUGUUUCCCAGUCUAAAACUAGCCGGCACCUCAUACCAGCUGUCUGCCUUUUUAUCCCAUAACAAAAGCUGGUUUCAAACAUGGGGAGGGAGGGGACAUGGGGAGAGUUUCCUCCAAUAUGAAGCAGUAGAAUGCCAUCCCUCCUCCCUCUCGUGAUCACGCUACAGGAGCAACACAGCAGCCUGUUGUUAUCAAUGAAAGACAUAGUGAGCCUCCCUCCUCUCGUAGAUGCAUUCUCUUCAACUCCACAGAAAAAGACCACUUUGGUAGAAAGAAAGCCUUGUGCAGAAUUCCGAAUACCCCCAUAGCCACCUACCACCCCUUAUAGGGCCUAGGCACUCCUGUAGAUCUGAAAGGAUGGGAUAGCUUUUGCGUUCUGGCUGGGUGGCAUUUGCACUGUGUUGGAUACACCUAUUCAGUCCUUUUAGGCCUAGGACACACGGAGGUUGUACAAUGCAUUGGACUCGACAGUUGUGAUGCAAUGGAUAUUGUUUUUAAACGGAAACGUUUAAAAUAUUGUUAUUUGGUGUCUCCAGAGUGGUCGGGUAAAUAUUUGUGUGCAGACAAAUGCAUAACGAAUACCUGUUGUAUCAUAUGCGUUGUACAACCUAAUGUGAACUAGGCCAGUAGACCUACAGGUGGCCUAAGGCUGUUCCACUUGCUCAGGAGUGAAGUUUCACUAGGGACAGAUCUAGGAUCAGCUUCCUCCCCCAAUACCCCCCAUUAGUGGAGAAAAUGCUAAACUGACCCAAGAUCAGGGGACACUUGACCAUACUCCAUUCUGCUUAAUAACCUCCCGACUCUGUAACUGUAAUUAGGUUGAUCGAGGACUUUUGACUACAUUGGUCACCUGAUUAGUCACCAAGUUGAGUUGUUUUAUCCUUGUAUUUUGUCAUUUGCUUUUAUUUAAUAUGUACGAAGUGUGUUGGUUUGUGUUAAAGGAGAUCUACUGUAUGUACUUUAAUCUUGUAUAUAUGUCAUUUUUGUACACCUCCUGGAAAAACCUUCUGCUGAUUUUUCUUUUUUUGUUGUUGUAGAAAAUAGUAAUUCCACUAAUCAGUAAUUCCAAAUACAUUGUGCAUCUCCACAACUUUAUGCCAAUAGAUUCCAAAUAAUUGUUUUGGGGGGGUGAUUUAUUAGAUUUUUUUCCAGAGUGCUGAUGCUAUGUGUAAUCAGACCUGCAUUGUGGCAUUCCUCCCAGACAUGUUUUUUAUUCAAUAGAAUUCAUGUUUAAGCUUAGCCAGAGUCUGUGGUUAUUCAAAUCGUUUAGGCACUUAUACAAUAGUAUGUGAAAUAUUAUUCUGCGUUUACACGGGCAGCUCAGCCUGAUUCUGAUAUGUUUACCAAUCAGAUCAUCUCUGAAAAAGAUCUGAUGUGGAAGAAAGAUCAGAAUUGGUCUGCCUGUGUUGUGUUCAAUUGAAAUACUGUAGAAUUCCAUUCAUUCCUAUGGAGGACUGCUCCUACUGGGGAGUGGCAAUAUUGCCGGGCGGUGGCUUCAAGGCCUCUCAAUGGCCAAUAUAUGGCAUCCGCAAUCCAGGCUUUGUACAGUGCAUUUGGAAAGUAUUCAGACCACUUGACUAUUUCUACAUUUUGUUACGUUACAGCCUUAUUCUAAAAUGGAUCAAAUAGUUUUUUCCCCUCAUCAAUCUACACACAAUACCCCAUAAUUAAAUUUUUGCAUGUUUAUAAAAAAUAAAUAAAACUGAAUUAUCACAUUUACAUAAGUAUUCAGACCCUUUACUCAGUGCUUUGUUGAAGCACAUUUGGCAGCGAUUACAGCCUUGAGUCUUCUUGAGUAUGACGCACAAGCUUGGCCCACCUGUAUUUCUUUCUCUGCAAAUCCUCUUAAGCUCUGUCAGGUUGGAUGGGGAGCGUUGCUGCAUAGCUAUUUUCCGGUCUCUCCAGAGAUGUUUGAUGGGGUUCAAGUCUGGGCUCUGGCUGGGCCUUUCCUGCGUUGUCUUAGCUGUGUGCUUAGGGUCGUUGUCCUGUUGUGAGGGUGAACCUUCGCCGCAGUCUGAGGUCCUGAGCACUCUGGAGCAGGUUUUCUUCAAGGAUCUCUCUGUACUUUGCUCUGUUCAUCUUUCCCUCGAUCCUGACUUAGUCCCUCCCACUGAAAAACAUCCCCACAGCAUGAUGCUGCCACCACCAUGCUUCACCGUAGGGAAGGUGUCAGGUUUCCUCCAGACAUGACGCUUGGUAUUCAGACCAAAGAUUUCAAUCUUGGUUUCAUCAGACCACAGAGAGUCCUUUAGGCUGUCGUGCCUUUUACUGAGGAGUGGCUUCCGUCUGGCUGCAGAUAUGGUUGUCCUUCUGGAAGGUUCUCCCAUCUUCACAGAGGAACUCUGGAGCUCUGUCAGAGUGACCACCUGGUUGUUGUUCACCUCCCAGACCAAGGCCCUUCUCCCCCGAUUGCUCAGUUUGGCCGGGCGUCCAGCUCUAGGAACAGUCUUGGUGGUUUCAAACGUCUUCCAUUUAAGAAUGAUGGAGGGGACUUUUAAUGCUACAGACAUUUUUUUGGUACCCUUCCCCAGAUCUGUGCCUCGACACAAUCCUGUCUCGGAGCUCUACAGACAAUUAUUUUGACCUCAUGCCUUGGUUUUUCCUCUGACAACUGUGGGACCUUUUAUAUAGACAGGUGUGUGCCUUUCCAAAUCAUGUCCAAUCAAUUGAUAAUUAUUUGCAAAUUGAGUAAAAACAAUUUUUUCAAUUUUAGAAUAAGGCUGUAACGUAACAAAGUGGAAAAAGUCAAGGGGUCUGAAUACUUUCUGAAUGCGUUGUGUGUGUAAAAGCAGCUGGUUACUGCUUACAUUUGUGUUUUUGCUGGUCACAAAUGUAUGCAUUCCAGUGGCAGGCUUAUGAGGGCCAACACAAUAUCCUCCUGUUUUUAAAUGUCCUCAUUAUUUCUCUUUUUUUUUUUCUUUUUUUUUUUACCUUUAUUUAACCAGGCAAGUCAGUUAAGAACACAUUCUUAUUUUCAAUGACGGCCUGGGAACAGUCGGCAAAGGAAAUGUCUGUCUUGUCAUGAACUGUCAACCUGUUGACUACUAUCAGUUAUAACAAGGACUAAAAUAAAUAUGUACAAAGAAAAAUA
Molecule: messenger RNA, 5321 nt
Organism: Oncorhynchus keta (chum salmon)
Lineage: Eukaryota; Metazoa; Chordata; Actinopteri; Salmoniformes; Salmonidae
Product: choline-phosphate cytidylyltransferase A-like
Exons: 9
Coding region: 386-1483 (365 amino acids)
Biological process (GO): CDP-choline pathway
Cellular component (GO): endoplasmic reticulum
Molecular function (GO): phosphatidylcholine binding; choline-phosphate cytidylyltransferase activity
Source: RefSeq, a predicted model, not a curated record